Salvelinus fontinalis (brook trout) is the source of this 4336-nucleotide messenger RNA. Its product is annotated as cyclin-Y-like. NCBI's taxonomy places the organism in Eukaryota, Metazoa, Chordata, Actinopteri, Salmoniformes, Salmonidae. The record is from RefSeq and is a predicted model, not a curated record. Gene Ontology annotation, molecular function: protein kinase binding; cyclin-dependent protein serine/threonine kinase activator activity. Bases 341 to 1405 code for a protein of 354 amino acids. The transcript has 13 exons. Gene Ontology annotation, biological process: regulation of cyclin-dependent protein serine/threonine kinase activity; regulation of canonical Wnt signaling pathway. Gene Ontology annotation, cellular component: cytoplasmic cyclin-dependent protein kinase holoenzyme complex; plasma membrane.
UUAUAGAAUUCUUUGUGGGUCUUUGUGAUCUGGGAAUAUGUGUCUCUGAUGUGAUCAUGACAGGAGGUUCUGAGCUAAUUUGUAACCACCCACUUGAACCGGAACCUUUUCAAGCUACAACUGUGUUGCCUUCACGAUCAUGUGUAUCGCAGAGCUCCAUUUACAUUCCCUUUACAACUGAUAAAAACGACGAUGUCUCCUCCUCAUCAGGCAUGGAUGAUUUAGAAAUUAACGUUAGUCAUGUUCGAAAGCAUGGUUAAUGCGUGGUCUUGGCCGACUGUGGAAGCUUAGUUGAUUUACUUAGAAGAAGGUAAUAGCAACAUUGUAACGCAUUGGACAGAUGGGGAGCACGACCUCUUGCUGUGUGUCUUCAAGUCCGAAGCUCCGAAGAAAUGCUCAUUCGAGGCUGGAGUCGUACAACACGGAGCCGGAGUUGAGUAGGGAGGAUACGGGCUGCAACCUGCAGCACAUCAGCGACCGAGAGAAUGUCGACGAGCUGAACAUGGAGUACAACCCCUCUGACCAUCCUCGGGCCAGCACAAUAUUCCUCAGCAAAUCUCAGACUGAUGUGGAGUUGUCUAGCAAAAAUGUGCGUGAAAAAAGAAAGAGCCUCUUCAUCAAUCAUUUAACACACAUUGGCGAGUCAAAGCAUGGAUCAACUAGAAGAAAACACAGCUCCUGUUCCACCAUCUUCCUGGAUGACAACACUGUCAGUCAGCCCAAUCUUAAAUUCACCAUUAAAUGUGUAUCUCUUGCAAUAUAUUACCAUAUAAAGAAUAGGGACACAGAUGGAGGAAUGCGGCAAGACAUUUUUGACGAGAAGCUUCACCCUCUCUCGAAAUCUGAAGUGCCGUCUGACUAUGACAAACACGAUCCCGAGCAGAAACAGAUUUACCGCUUCGUCCGGAUGCUGUUCAGCACUGCUCAGCUCACUGCAGAAUGUGCCAUUGUUACACUGGUGUACGUUGAGAGGCUGCUGACGUAUGCCGAGAUAGACAUUGGCCCAGAGAACUGGAAGCGUAUGGUACUGGGAGCCAUUCUGCUGGCCUCUAAGGUCUGGGACGACCAGGCUGUUUGGAAUGUAGACUACUGCCAGAUCCUCAAAGACAUCACCGUGGAGGACAUGAACGAGCUGGAGCGUCAGUUUCUGGAGCUUUUGCAGUUCAACAUCAACGUUCCGUCAAGUGUUUAUGCCAAGUAUUACUUUGACCUGCGCUCACUGUCAGAGACUAACAACCUGAGCUUCCCUCUGGAGCCCCUGAGCCGGGACAAAGCCCAGAGACUAGAGGCGAUCUCAAGGUUAUGUGAUGACAAGUACAAGGAUGCCAGGAGAGCUGCCAAGAAGCGCUCAGCGAGCGUGGACAAUCUGGUCGGGGUGCGAUGGGUCCCUGCCAUCCUUUCCUAACAACCAGGAACAUAGACCACACCUGAGACUGGGCCUGAGACUGGGCCUGAGACUGGGCCUGAGACUGGGCCUGAGACUGGGCCUGAGACUGGGCCUGAGGCUGGGCCUGAGGCCAGCAUGGUAAAUUUUCCAAAAUUCCCAGGUUUUCCAGAAUACCUGAUUGGAGGAUUCCGGAUUUCCUGCUGAUUCCGGGAAUCAUCCAAUCUGGAUUCCUGGGAAUUUUGGAAAGAUUACCCGAAUUCUGCAAACCUAACCUGGAUAGACAGACCGACCAGAUAGAUGCCUUCACAGUGCCUCCGCUCCUGUAACACAGGGAAGAGCUCUCUACAGGACUGGUAGUUCACUGACUGUUAAGAGUAAGAUAAAUGAAAGCUUCUUUGUGAUACAACAUAAAGAUGACUGUUAAGAGAUCUCAUGACAUGUGGACAGAAGCAGCCAGGUGACUAUCAAGACCAUCAAAAGUAGCCAGCCAACCAUCACUGUGGCAACAUUAGCUUUAUGCGUAGUAGCAGCAAACCAACAGAGAAGUUGUCAGAAAACAACAUUUCAGUGACAUUUGACCUCUUUUCCUGGGUCGCACCAAACGAAAGAAAAAGGACUGAAACGGGUGGAAGACCUGAACCUGUCCAUUAAGAAACAAACAUUUAUUCCAGUUUCCGUUGAAAAUGUUUUGCUAUGGCGUGCACUAAUGAAUACGAUCAUGGGUCCUAGACUGUCCAAGCUGGCGUGGCACGACAGACAGGUGGCCUUUGGAGAUGGUUCUGUAGCUUUUGGUGAAAGGGUUUUUAUUCAUUUUGUGUUCAUAAGGUUGUUUUCACUGCCUACUGCUAUAACCUGACAAAUCCAAGUACCUGCAGACAGUAUUUGAUCAGGUAAAACAGCAUUCUAGAUGUGCAGGCAUUUCUACUGGAGAUCUACAUUCAAAUUCCAGAAACAUUUAGUUCUUAAUGAACACAAUUAUUUUGUUCAUGUUCAAACAAGUUGACCAUAUUACUUUACUACCCACUGGGCAAAAACUGGUUGAAUCAACGUUGUUUCCACAUAAUUUCAACAAAAUAAAUGUGGAAAACUGAUUGGAUGUGAAAAAUGUAUUUUUUCACUGAACUUUUAACCGAAACUUUUAUGUAAAUAAGAAAUAGACGUUGAACUGACAUCUGUGCCCAGUGGGUACCUUUCCACUAGUAUAUCUCCCUAGUUACUGUACAUCCCAAUACUCAGAAUGUUAUAUUCAGAUCUGCAGCUAAAUUCAUCAAUGAUUUACUACAUGGCCAAAUGUAUGUGGACACCCCUUCAAAUUAAUGGAAACGGCUAUUUCAGACACAUCUGUUGCUGACAGGUGUAUAAAAUCGAGCACACAGACAAACAUUGGCAGUAGAAUGGCCUUACUGAAAAGCUCAGUGACUUUCAAUGUGGCACCGUCAUAAGAAGCCACCUUUCCAACAAUUCAGUCACAUUUCUGCCCUGUUAGAGCUGCACUGGUCAACUUUGAGUGCUGUUAUUGUGAAGUGGAAACAUCAAGGAGCAACAACGGCUCAUCCACAAAGUGGUAGGCCACACAACCUUCACAGAAAAGGACCGCUGAGUGCUGAAGCGCGCAACGCGUAAAAAUUGUCCUCGGUUGCAACACUCACUACUGAUUUCCAAACUGCCUCUGGAAGAACGUUAGCACAAGAACUCGUCGGGAGCUUCAUGAAAUGGGUUUCCAUGGCCGAGCAGCCGCAAACAAGCCUAAGAUCACCAUGUGCAAUGCUAAGCGUUGGCUGGAGUGGUAUAAAGCUCACCACCAUUGGACUCUGGAGCAGUGGAAACGAGUUCUCUGGAGGAAUGAAUCACAUUUCACCAUCUGGCAGUCCAACGGACGAAUCUGGGUUUGGCGAAUGCCAGGAGAACACUACCUGUCCGAAUGCAUAGUGCCAACUGUUAAGUUUGGUGGAGGAGGAAUAAUGGUCUUGGGCUGUUUUUCAUGGUUCGGGCUAGGCCCCUUAGUUCCAGUGAAGGGAAAUCUUAACGCUACAGCAUACAAUGACAUUCUAGACGAUUCUGUGCUUCUAACUUUGUGGCAACAGUUUGGGGAAGGCCCUUUCCUGUUUCAGAAUGAGAAUGCUCACGUGUACAAAGCGAGGUCCAUACAGAAAUGGUUUGUCGAGAUUAGUGUGGAAGAACUUGACUGGUCUGCACAGAGCCCUGACCUCAACCUCAUCAAACACCUUUGGGAUGAAUUGGAACACCGACUGAGAGCCAGGCCUAUUCAAGAAGAGUGGAGGCUGUUAUAGCAGCAAAGCAGGGACCAACAUUAAUGCCCAUGAUUAAUAUGUGUCCACAUAAUUUUGGCCAUGUAGUGUAAAUGUGAGUGAUUUAGCUACUGUGAAUGUGUCAUCCGCAGGAUUCAAAGUGGGUUAUAUUGACAAGAAGCUGACCAAUGAAAGGAUAGAAAUGAGUUAUCAUACUUGAUACACCAUGUGAAGCAUGACUUUUUUGUUUUAGAACUCGAUGUUUUAAACUACAAUGUUUCUUUAUUUGUUUAAGAACAAAAACCUGAACACUGAGCCAACUUCUAUAUAACAUAGCUCCUCCAAACGUUAUACAGUUUGAUUUUGUCUUAUGAAUAUAUUAAUAUUGUUAUAUUCAUGAUCAACUUUUAUUUGUGUUUUUAUCAUUUGUCAAGAAGACCCUACUGACAACUGAAGCACUACAAUUGUAUGAAUUAUUUAGAGAGUAAACUUUGUACAAUGUAUAAUCAAGUAUUAAAGUGAUGAUGCGAUCAUUAACUUCAUUUUGAAAUAUUUAUAUGGAGGCGCUGAUCCAUGUUUGUAAUAAAAGAAAAUGUCUUGAUUUUGAUUCAUUUAUUUUUGGGUGAAAACUAUUUGUACAGUUUAGAAAUCCAAGAGGACAACACAUGAAAGUAUAAAAUACACUUAUUUCCAAAGCGUU